Messenger RNA from Gadus chalcogrammus (walleye pollock), 1534 nucleotides. Its product is annotated as circadian-associated transcriptional repressor-like. The coding region runs from base 176 to 1534 and encodes 452 amino acids. Gene Ontology annotation, biological process: negative regulation of DNA-templated transcription; circadian regulation of gene expression. The transcript is spliced from 6 exons. The record is from RefSeq and is a predicted model, not a curated record. Lineage: Eukaryota; Metazoa; Chordata; Actinopteri; Gadiformes; Gadidae. Gene Ontology annotation, cellular component: nucleus. Gene Ontology annotation, molecular function: RNA polymerase II cis-regulatory region sequence-specific DNA binding.
CAGUGUGCGUCGGCGAGCGGAGACAGGACAGUGAGCGCUCCGGCCGCAGCGGAGUGGAAUCUUUUGAAAUUGGAACACACUAACCCUCCGUUUACAUUUUACCUGGCUGCCGGGGCUUCGGCACCGACUUAUUUCGCCUUAUAGCAGACCUCCCUGCUCCUUCCCUCGGCCAGCCAUGCAGUCCCAGGGCAGCACCUCGUCCCAGCCCUCCUUCGACUCCCUGAGCUCCAGCGACAGCCUCCUGCAGAGCGACUCGGAGCAGGCGGAGGACGACGAGAGCGUGUUCCUGGCGGGCGGCUCCCCCUCCGUCAUCAUGGAUGGCGGGGGCCCUGGCAGCGGCGGUGGAGGCGGAGGCUUGGUGCGGGCCGGUGGGUCAGACAGCCCCGGGUCCCGGUGGACAGACAAGGAGGAGGAGGAGGAGGAGGAGGACAGGAGGUCGGCCGGUGGGAGGCCCGGUGCCGCGGACGGAGUCGCCCAGAGGCCCAAGUCCCAGGGAGACCUGCUCUUCGCCAAGAAGUGUGCUGAGCUGCAGGGAUUCGUCAACCCCUUGUUGGAGCUGCUGACCGGACUGAAGAGGGGACGCUUUGAGCGUGGCCUGACUGGCUUCCAGCAGAGCGUUGCCGUGGACAGGAUCCAGCGGAUUGUGGGAGUGUUGCAGAGACCCAGUUGCGGGGAGAAGUACCUGAGCACCCUGCUCCAGGUGGAGAUGAUGCUAAAGCUGUGGUUCCCCCACGUCACCCCCAGCAGCAGCCCGGCCUCCUCCACCCCUCCCCCCACCCUCAGUUUCACACGCUCCAUCCCGCCUCACAAACACAAGGAUCAGUCGCAUAUCCCUGUCAAGAAGCGCAGGCUCAGUUGGACCGACACCGAGUCACCCUCCCCCUCCCCGGUGGCUGUCAAACGCCCUUGCAUCACCACCAACGACAACACAGAGAGAAAAAAACACCAAGUGGACAGCCUGCCCUCGCUGCCGCUGUCAGACCCGACCCCGACCCCGGAGGAGGCACACAGAGACCAGGUGGAGCGGUCGAAGGGAAAGGGCAGCGGGAAUAAAGGCAAGCCACCCAACUGCAGUACGGGCCAAUCCUCAGAGCCAAGCCUGACAUGGGUCCACGUCGCCCCGAUCCUGUCCCCAUCAACGCAUAAGAGCCAAGCACUUUCCACAGCAGCAGCAGCGGUAGGGACGGCAGCAAGUGAUAUUACAAACGAGCUGGCAGCUGUUUUUCCCGCUCCCAUUAGCCCGGGCAGUACUGUGAUGCAGGAUAGCUCAGUGACCUCCACCACGCCCCACAAGCACCACCAAACUGAUCUAAAGAUGCCAACCAGCUGCCAAAGCCCACCUGCCGCCGGUCAGCAGACUAAGGGCACAGCCUUGAAGACCUGUCAAAGGGAAACCCCGCCUCCGCCUGUCCCGCCCCCCACCCCCAUCGCGGCUUUGCCCUGCCCCCUUAGAGACCUGAUGCCCCCAGAUUUCACGGAGAACCCACACACUCAGGCUUUGCUUCACAAUGCAGAGCCUAAAGCCGCUGUGUGA